AUGGUCUCUAUAUUAAUUCUGUUUCUACUUACCUCGUUAGUCUCUAGCGAGGAGCAUGGGACAAUAGAAGUUUUAAUACAACGAUUAAGCAGGCUGGAAGAAACCGUGAAGGAACAGCAAUACCAGAUAUCGAAUCUGGAGCGACAGAAAUGUGACCAGACUGAGAAGAUACACAGGCGAGUUACAGGUAACAACAGUCCAGUAGCGUUUUCUGUUUAUCUGAGUCAUUUUAUGUCUAAUAUCGCCGUCAACCACAAAAUUCCUUAUGACGUCAUAACCACUAACGAAGGCUCAGCGUAUGAAAAUGCGACAAGUACAUUCACGUGCCCACGUGCCGGUCUAUAUUUAUUCAUGUGGAACGUUAUGACAGAUACUGGAGGUAGUGCCAGCGUCAGUCUGAGGAUCAACGGCGUCAUCAGUAGAUGGUCAAUUAGCGGAAGUAGUAGCUCAUAUUACGACAACGCCGGAAAUCAGGAUCUAGUUCGUCUGGAAGAAGGUGACAAGGUGUGGAUGGCAUUCUACGCAGCACCUGGAGAACUUCAUCCUCAUCAUACAACAUUUGCGGGGGUGUGGCUGGCAGAGUAA
Messenger RNA from Ylistrum balloti, 585 nucleotides. RefSeq names its product complement C1q-like protein 4. The transcript has 2 exons. NCBI's taxonomy places the organism in Eukaryota, Metazoa, Mollusca, Bivalvia, Pectinida, Pectinidae. The record is from RefSeq and is a predicted model, not a curated record. Gene Ontology annotation, molecular function: protein binding. Bases 1 to 585 code for a protein of 194 amino acids.